This is a messenger RNA of Paramuricea clavata, 459 nucleotides long. The record is from the annotation of a GenBank genome assembly. NCBI's taxonomy places the organism in Eukaryota, Metazoa, Cnidaria, Anthozoa, Malacalcyonacea, Plexauridae.
AUGGAUCUCACUAAAGAAAUCAAAGUGUUUCAAAGCGAAUGCUGUAAUGGGUGGCAUUGUAAACAUGAAGAUUGCUUUGUAGGCGAGCCCGAAGAAAAACCGGAGGGUCCCGAUAUACGACAGUUUUGCGGGCAUUGUAAAAUGGGGAUUUAUCAUUUCUCCCAACAAAACAAACGAAUAGAACGUGAAACAAAAGCAAAACACACCGAAGAAGGACCGCAAUUUAUGUAUACGGGCUACCAGUAUUGUGAUGGGCAAUACAAAUAUGAGUAUGUAAAUACGGGUGAAAUCUUUGGGUCCAUAACAGAACCCGUCGACGAUCUCACGAUAAAUCAGAUCGGGUUACAAUGGCUAGCUCAACGUCCGUGCGGUGUGGAGGUGUUGGUCGUCCCGGAGAAAAUAAAAGAGGACGGUGAAAAAAAAAACAAACAAACAAAAAUUGACAAAUUUCUCAAAUAA